Cucumis sativus (cucumber) is the source of this 1701-nucleotide messenger RNA. RefSeq lists its product as hypothetical. The record is from RefSeq and is a predicted model, not a curated record. NCBI's taxonomy places the organism in Eukaryota, Viridiplantae, Streptophyta, Magnoliopsida, Cucurbitales, Cucurbitaceae. Bases 119 to 1384 code for a protein of 421 amino acids. The transcript is spliced from 9 exons.
UUCGUGGCCGAAUCAUUAGCAUAUGCUUUGUCAUUUGUUCUUCCAAAUAUAAUAAAAUUGCCAUAGACCUUUGCUCCCACAUUCCUUCCGGUAGCGUCGGAAUUAGCUAUUCGACGACAUGGAAACAUCUGUCACCUCUGCCGCCGGGGCCACCCUUUUGCCCUCCUCUACGGCCGUCGUUUGCCGCCGACGUCGAUGGAUUCUCCUAUCCAACAAAACUAACAGACGCGAAUAUACUCUCAAGAGAGGAAUUGAAGAUAGUUCUCCGCUUUUCAAUAAAUUUUCAAAGCGAACUGCUACGUCAGUCUCCGGAACUUCAUCUGCCUUCAUGAAGACGAUGAUCUCGAAUGGAUAUGGUGGUAGAAAUUCGAAUGUCAACAAGAUUUACAAGCAAUUGGAAUCUUGUUUAGUGAUACCGCCGCCGAGGGGUAGGCCACCUCGCGCUAUCAUCAAGUUCCUCGGCGGCGCUUUCAUUGGAGCUAUUCCUGAAGUCACUUACAGCUACUUAAUUGAGUUUUUGGCAAAGGAAGGGUUUCUGAUCAUCUCAGUACCUUACAAUGUGACUUUCGAUCAUGCCGAUGCCGCGAGACAAGUAUUCGAGAGGUUUCAUGUCUGUUUGGAUACCGUUUUAGCUUCCGGAUUGCCCGAUGAAGAUAUUUCACCUGCUCAACUCGUUAACCUUCCUCUAUUUUCUGUGGGUCAUAGCAAUGGCGCGCUUCUACAAGUACUCACGGGGAGCUAUUUCUCUGAGAAGAUACCUAAGGCUAAUGCUAUAAUCUCCUUCAACAACAGGCCAGCAACAGAGGCCGUUCCUUACUUCGAGCAGUUGGGCCCUUUAACCAGUCAGAUGAUGCCAGUUGUACAAGCAUCUCCAGUGUACUCAAUGGCCAGGAGUGCCUCAGACAAUGCAAGGAAGAUAUUGCUCGAUGCUGCUGGAGCUAUUGUUCCAGACAGUGAUCGAGAAGUCUUGAAUUCUCUGACCAAAUUUGUUGAUCAGUUGCCCUCUGUGUUUGACCAGGUGACAGAAGGGGUUUCGGAGUUCAGGCCAACUCCAUCUGAGAAUCGAGAUUGCUUCAAGUGUAAUUACAAUAUCCAAAACACUCUCUUGGUGAAGUUCAUUUCAGACACGAUUGAUGAAACCGAUCUACUUGAACAAACACUGAAGCCUCGCGUCGAGGCUAUCAAUGGCACACUUGAGAAGGUUGAGUUAAGUGGAAACCACAUCACACCAUGCGUACAGAUCAACUCAACUUUGAAGCUGCAGCACAAAUUUCAAAGCCAGAUGAAGAACCAAAGAAACAGGUUAGAAGGAGACGCCACAGCCGGCGGCGGCUUUACAAGGAAGUGCCUUUGGAUAUGGCUGAGGCUAGGAGAGAGAUUGUAACUGCACUUAAGCUCCAUAGAGCAUCAUCAACCAAAGAAGCUGCAAGAGAGCAGCAACAAAAGCAGGACCAAGAAAGUAAACAAUCAUUUCCUCUGUUUCCUCAAUUUGGCCAAUGUUUUGAAGCUGAAGGAAGAAGGAAAUCCAGAAGAAACCCCAGGAUAUACCCAGAUUGUUCAUAUGAUUGCUCAUUUUAUUUGGAAAAUGGGUCUGGUCUUGUUGCUCCUCCACCUGAGAAUCUCAAUACAGAAAUCCCUAUACAAACCUUUGAUGAUGAUUUCAAAACUUUGGAUACUUGUUCUUCAUUUUGCUCACUUUCA